UGCUUGUCAGGGAGAAUGACAGCUGAGUGGGCUGAGGCUCUGGCGAGCAGUGCAGUCCGGAGAGCCGUCAACAAUCAAACACGCGUUUUUAAAGGGACAUUUAGUCUCCUAACACCACACAACCCCCCCGGACUUCAUUAAGGGAAACUAAAAAUCCUAAACAUUGAGGAUAUUUUUGUCUCCUUCUUUUUUUUAAGAGAAAAACCAUCCGGAUGUGCCAGCAGUAUUGUUUUUUCUUUCUUUCUUUCCAUUUUUUCGCAUGGCGUAGGCACUAUACACACAGCAGGGCAUUGUUGGGGAUUUGAGAUCGGAAGGAGGCCCUCGGGUCAAUAGUUUAUACAUUUCAACUCUACUUUCGAAAUUACCUUCUUUUUUUUAAGGAGUGUGCGUUUGUGGGGAAAAUCAACGAAAUGAUUGUGCAAUAAAGAGGAAGAGGCAGCCCGUCUCGUCUACCUCGGUGUGGCUGGAAGGAAAAAGUCUACAGGAAUAAAACCCAGUUUCUCGUCUUUUUUUGUUCUUUAAAGCCGACGUGGACACACAUUUUGGGGUUUUUGUGACAGAAAGAGAACACGUAGGGACCGCGUUGUCUUCGACAGAGUGCGUGUAUGUGCCUGUGAACCCUUCUGAGGACCAGCAGAAACCUUCACGAUGACUGCCAGCAUCUCAGCGGACAUGAUAAACUUGCGGCUUAUUUUAGUCAGCGGAAAGACAAAAGAGUUCCUCUUCUCUCCUAACGACUCGGCAGCGGACAUCGCCAAACAUGUUUAUGACAACUGGCCAAUGGACUGGGAGAUGGAGCAGGUCAGCAGUCCCAACAUCCUGAGGCUGAUCUACCAGGGACGUUUUCUACACGGCAAUGUAACACUAGGAGCUCUCAAGCUGCCCCUCGGGAAGACCACAGUGAUGCAUUUAGUUGCCAGAGAGACUUUGCCUGAGCCAAAUUCCCAAGGUCAAAGGAAUAGAGAGAAGACGGGGGAGAGUAACUGCUGUGUCAUUCUGUAAUCUGCACACCUGCACUGCCGGCCCGCCCUCCGCCCCUCUCAUUCGUUCACGCCGUUAAUGUCCAGGAGCCGAUCAGCUUGUCCCUUCUCCCCGAGCCUGUAGACCAUGCAGAUACGAGCACGGAUGUCCUCCCCCCCUCCAUCCCGACAGCACUCGCACAUACGUAGAGAGACGGCCGAUCCAAGAGCUCGGGAGCAGGAAAUUGAUUAACAAUAGAGCAGAUUCUUUAGUUGUUCUUAAUUUGUUGUUGUAACUCAUAAUUAGAGGAAGGAACUGGACUCUCACGUGUGUUUUGUUUUUGUUCUAUCUUCAGCCUUCUGCCAAUUGCGAGCUCACACACACACAUUUCCACACACUCGACCAGCCAUUCUCAGCUGGUCUGUGAAGACCCGCUCAUCAUUCUAGCUGGUUGCCAUGUUUUUCUCUGCAGUGCUCAAGUUUAUGAGUGUGGCCUUGGUAUCUUAAACAGACCGCUGACGAUUUUAGCCACUAACACACACACACCAGACAAGUUUAGGUAAACUCCCUCAGUUAUGCAGCAGAUGUGCCUGAUUUGAGCACUCGGCUAAAUCCGCCACCUCCUUUUGUCUAACGAGAAGACAAACGACCAGUGUUGGAGGUCUGUUUUUUUUCCUUUUUUGGGGGGGAUAUUUGUUUGCGACUGUGUUUUUACAGUCCAUGCAGUGUUGUGAUUUAACAAAGCAUGAACACGCGUAACACGACCUUCCAGUCUUCUUGUGCUCCACUUUUAAGCAGUGUUGUGAAGGAUCUCUCUCUUUCAAUGGAAAUCAACUCAUUUCCUGUUAUUAUUUUAAUUUUUUUUGUCUUAAAUUUUUUUGAAUUCUGCAUUAAAGAAUCCAUUUUGCACAAAUGAAGCAAAAGCUCCUUCAGAUUGAUACAAAUGUAAAAAGAGUUUGUUUUAUUUUAUAUGUUUCCCAUGGAAGUAAUGUUCCAAACUAAGGUAACAUGUGUAGAAUAUAUUUAAUAUGAAUCUUAUCUAGAACAUGAUGACUUUAGAUCUUGGUGAUAUACAUUAUAUUGGUGUUUAGUCUCUGAUUGUGUCUAUGGUUAGCUUCUAGCCAGUUCACAGUCACUUGCUGACAAUGUCUUGUGCUUAACAGCAGCAGAUCCUCCCUAACUAUUAUUGGAAUGAUGAAUUUGUAUUUUUAUUUCUGCUGAGCUCUUUGCUAUUCAUUUUUCAUUUGUUUAUAAUUUAAUAUAAUCUUUUUUUUGCUUUAAAUAAUUGCUUUGUAACAGCACUAGGUCUUAAAAAAUACUGUAAUAAUCAGGGUUCAAAUCUGUACAGAGAAAAACAUUUUCAAAAUGACUGUAAAUAGCACUAAUGCCCCCCACCCCCCACUUCCCACUCUGGUCUUCAGAAUUGAAACACAUCUGUAAACUAAAUAAAGGUUAUUGAAGUGCA
Molecule: messenger RNA, 2425 nt
Organism: Oryzias melastigma (Indian medaka)
Lineage: Eukaryota; Metazoa; Chordata; Actinopteri; Beloniformes; Adrianichthyidae
Gene: ubl3a
Product: ubiquitin-like 3a
Exons: 5
Coding region: 649-1002 (117 amino acids)
Molecular function (GO): protein binding
Source: RefSeq, a predicted model, not a curated record